CACAACAUCAACAAAGCGCUACGCGGACGAGCAUAAAUAUCGAACUACCACACUCCUUCGAAUCAGCCUCGGGUUUCAAUAGACGACGAUGGCUGCGUCUGCCGUAUCUCCGGCGAGCUCACCUCGCCUUCCAAGUCCCCCUCCCAUCGCAGAAGAUCAGCUUGGACCCAAGUCGCCCAUCGCAGCAACACACGACCAACAAAAAUCAUUCGCAAACUUGGAUCAUGCAGCUGGUAGACGGAUACGGCCUGGUACAAAGGCGGACGAUAUGACCGAAGGGCCCCCAUUAGUGGAACUCUCAGAAAUAGAUUCGGCCUUCCAAUUGACAGAGCACCUCAAAGCCCUACAUAAUUUCCUCACACACCCCAUUGGCGCAAAUGCUACGAUAGCAGUGGAUCGAGAAAUGGCACACAAGCUGGCACAACCGCCAGAAAAUGUGGACAAGACACUCUGGCUGUACGAGCUCUGCCGAUUCCUCACGCAGAAGGUGAAUUCCAUCAUAAUCGCUCUCUUCUCCGACAAUCCACCAUGCUCGGCUCAGACCUGCCCCGAGAUGCGCGCAUCGGAAUGGCAAUAUCUAUGUGCCGUGCACGAUCCGCCGAAAUCGUGCUGCGCAAUCGACUACUGUUGCCAUACGUUGGACUGGGCAGCCAACACUCUUACUUCGCCCAAGACGUUUCCUUCGCGACUGGCACUCGGAAACGACCAGACGACGCAGCACCAACAAAUACGACAAUUAACGAACAUAUUCAGGCGCGUGUACAGGAUCUUCGCCCACGCAUGGUUCCAGCACCGGGACGUAUUCUGGAAGGUAGAAGGACGGACUGGGCUAUACAUUUUGUUCAAGACGGUCUGCGAUGUCUAUGGACUGAUCCCGGAGGACAACUACACAAUUCCCCCGGAGGCAGAAGGGGACUCUGUUGAACCGACAUCCAACGCACCAACGCCCUUGAUAUUGAAGCGGGAGCCGUCAGGCCCAGGUCCGGAAGACAUGGGGAAUUCCUCUGUAAUCGAAGUCGGAGACCAUACACUAUCGACGGCCGGUACUACAAAACGGCACCGCCACUCACCAUCUGUUGGGGCUACAGCCGUUUCGACUGUCGUAGAAGAGAAUGAAGAGGAGGACGAUUCACUGGACAAGAAGAGCGCAGCCGACGCGGCACAGAGCAUAAAAAAGCAAAGCGCAAAUGAGCCGAAGGAAGACGCCCCAGCGCCUAGCGAGCUGAAGGAAGAAGACGAUUCCUCGGCCGAGGAGCAAUCUCCCGAGCUCGAGAAGAAAGAAACUGGGAAUGAAGAGCAAGCGGAAGCGGAGACAGACUCAUCGGAAGAGGAAGGAGAGACACCAGCAGCCGCCCCCGCCCCUGCAACGGAGACAUCGGAGAAGGACGAAGCAACAUCGACCUCAGAUAAGACUAGUGAGGCGCAAGAAGAGUCUGCUACCAAACCGAAAUCUGAAGAGUAG
Messenger RNA from Aaosphaeria arxii CBS 175.79, 1462 nucleotides. RefSeq names its product Mob1/phocein. The transcript is spliced from 3 exons. Gene Ontology annotation, cellular component: cytoplasm. The record is from RefSeq and is a predicted model, not a curated record. The coding region runs from base 89 to 1462 and encodes 457 amino acids. NCBI's taxonomy places the organism in Eukaryota, Fungi, Ascomycota, Dothideomycetes, Pleosporales.